Scophthalmus maximus (turbot) is the source of this 2225-nucleotide messenger RNA. RefSeq names its product F-box only protein 40-like. Gene Ontology annotation, molecular function: protein binding; zinc ion binding; ubiquitin protein ligase activity. The record is from RefSeq and is a predicted model, not a curated record. The coding region runs from base 132 to 2204 and encodes 690 amino acids. NCBI's taxonomy places the organism in Eukaryota, Metazoa, Chordata, Actinopteri, Pleuronectiformes, Scophthalmidae. The transcript has 9 exons. Gene Ontology annotation, cellular component: cytoplasm.
UUGGCUAAUUUUAACCUGCCAGUUGCAAGAGCACAGUGACUGAAAGUAAUGCUAUAAAACCAAAGAGAGGAAACAACACGUCUGCAGUGGAACCUUGGAUUACUAAACGUCUGAUUCAAAGUCCUGUAGAUAUGAGUCAUCGAUCUCGCGCCUCCAAGGUGCGACAGCACGUCCACUGUGACUCCUGCUACAGCCGGCGCUGCAGGGCUCGGGUGGAGGCCUCCGUGUGCUGCGCAGUCAUCCCCUGCCGCCUGCACUGCGGAGCUCUCUUCCACCUGUGCAAGGAGGAGGAUCACCUGCUGCUCUGCCCCACCGUGAGGGUGCCUUGCCUCAACGCCGGGUUCGGCUGCCCCGUCCAGCUGCCCCGCUCCUCGCAGGCGGCUCACCUCCGGGUGUGUCCGGCCAGCGUGCUGUGCUGCACCAUGGACUGGCUCCGCUGGCCGACAGACGACACAAACCCACACAGCAACAUCGCUCUGCAGGAGAAUGUGCUGAAGGAAAAUGAGGAGGGGCAGGGGGAGGCUCUGGAUUUUGCCAUGGCCCUGGUCGAUCAGUCAGACCUCUAUGGGCGCCUGAAGAUGAGGCCCCUCUAUCCAGAGCUGGUAGAGGACGAAGAGGAGGAGGAAGUAAAGGAGGAGAAGAAAGAGGAGACGGCAACGGGAGGGUUCGCCAAUGGUGUCACAAACAAUGAUGCCAAUGAAGCAGGAAACAGCUCCUGCGUGAAUAAUGUGGAAGAGACAGAGCAGAACCGCGGCGGGCCAGUCCUCGGCAAAGAGAAACUCAACCUGUUGGAGAUGAUGUUCAGCAUGGAGAGAGGUGCCUGCGCCGUCGCUCAGGCAAACCUGGACAAUCCCAAACAAAACGCAGUGCCCGGUGAAAUGGCCCAGGACAAAGACACAGACAAGGAUGGGGAAAGCUGCCUUCCACCGGACACAAGUAGGUCGGGGCAUGCCCCGUGGCAGGAGGGGGUUUUGGAGCGCCUGAGGCAGGAUCUCACCCCGCAGGAGUACAACAUGUAUGUGGUGCAUCACGGGCGCAUGCUGCUCAACUUCGGACAAAUCGCGGCCUGCACGCCGAGGGAGAAAGACUUUGUCUACGGCAGCCUGGAGCCUAUUCCUGUCCAGACUUUACGCUCUUUUAAGGUCCCUGACAGCUAUCACUACAGGCAGCGGGUCAAUCUGUACGACACGACCGCGAGGGCCCAGAGUGAGCCUCGCGGCGUGGACACGUCUGACCUCGGGGUCAGCGAAGAGGCCUGGUUCAGUGACGAAGCCGCAGCCACACUGCUGGGAUACGCCGAGGAGGAGGUCAUGGGUCACAAGAUCAGCGUGUCAAAGGGAGCCGACGGGCUCUACGUCGACGUGGGAACGCAGACGCACUCGUUCCGCUCGGCUCCGUUCAAAAGGAAGACGACCCUGGCCGAGGUGAUGGUGGACCGACCACAGAGGCUGCAGCUGCAGCUGCAGGCGGAGAGCGUGAACAGCAGACACAGCAGAGCCAGCUGCGUCUUCACCUUCCUCUGUGGUCACACCUUCCACCGCAGAGAGUUCGCCACACAUUUCAGGAACAUCCACAGCGACAUCCAGACAUGUCUGAGUGGCUGGUUUGAGCAGAGAUGCCCCCUAUCGUAUCUGGGAUGUACCUACAGCCAGAGGAGGUUUCAGCCCUCCACCCAUAAGGCCACCGUCACCUACAAUCAGCAGCUGAGGACUUUCAACUUGCGUCCGACCGUGGUAGCCUCACUGGGUGACGCCUCCCAGCCUCAGAAGGAGAGAGGAGGUCGGACAGGAGGAGGGGAGGACUCUCUGAGCUCGCUGCCCUACGAGGUGCUGUGUCACAUGGCCACUUUCCUGGACGGCCUGUCCCUGUCCCAGCUGGCGCUGGUGUCCCGGCUCAUGAGGCAGGUGUGCUCCUCUCUGCUGCAGGAGAGAGGGAUGGUCACCCUCCGCUGGGAGAGAAAGACCUACUCACAUGGAGGAGCCAAGUGGAGGGCCAAACCUGUAUGGGAGUUCAGUCGCCUCUUCUCCUCAGUGGAUUCGUGGCAUAUGUCUGACAUCCCUCCUAUAUCUGCUCACCUGAAGGUCUGUCCGUACUAUGAGACCUCUGUGCACAGAGAGCCUGUUCCCUUGCCCAGCAUGAGUGACAAGCAGAGCUGCAGCCAAGAGAGAAUGAGUCUCGUCAACCUUUUCACAGGAAACAGAUGAAAAAAAAACAAUUGUAUCCUA